AUGCUCAAGAGGAUGGUCGACUAUACUAACAAAGUAUGUCUUGCGCCAAUGGUCAGAAGUGGCGAGCUUCCCAUACGUCUACUAUCGCUCAAAUAUGAUUGUGAUUUAGUUUGGUCACCAGAGUUGAUUGACAAAAAAUUGAUUUCUACUACUCGAGUUGAAAAUGCAAAACUAGGGACUGUUGACUAUAUAGCUCAAAAUAAUCAUAAUCACAGCAACAACAACAACAAGAAGCAAUCUCAGAACCAUGAGACUGUUGUUUUCCGCAAACACCCCAAUGAAGCUGGCAAGCUCAUCUUGCAACUAGGCACAUCCGAUCCCAAUCUUGCAGUCGCGGCAGCUGAAAAAGUGAUUCAAGACGUUGAUGGAAUAGACUUAAACUGUGGGUGUCCUAAAUCAUUUUCAACCCAUUCAGGAAUGGGCGCCGAGCUAUUAAAGACACCUGAAUUACUCUGUUCAAUCUUGACCAACUUGGUUGAAAAAGUUGGCAAACCAAAUAACAAACCCAUCAGUUGCAAAAUCAGAUUAUUACCCAAUUAUGAAGCGUCGCGUCGAUUGGUGGAACAAAUUUGCUCCACUACGGGUAUUGCCAAUUUGACGAUUCAUUGUCGUACUCCCAUUAUGAGAAAUCGUCAAGAUCCAAUUUGGAAUUACUUGCCAAAAUUGAUUCCCUUGAUUGAAUCGUUUGGGAUUAGUGUGGUGCUCAAUGGUAAUUUUCAAUCGCGAUCUGAUUUACAGACUGUACAGCAAGCGUUGAAUAACGAUAGAUUGAGUAUCAUGAUUGCAGAAGCAGCCGAAGCUAAUCCUUCAGUAUUUGCCAGCAUGGAGAAAGAGAAGACGCCCACAAAGUCAGUCCAGCUGCAACACAGCCUAAUCAAUGAAGUAUAUGAACUUGGUUCAAAGUAUCAUUUGUAUUCAGGCACAAAGUUUAUGAUUAUGAAUAUGAUUCCUGGAAAAUCGAAAUACUAUCAAAAGUUUUCGCAACUGAAAAACUUUGAACAAAUGAAGCAAAUUAUUGACGAGUUGAACAGUGUUGAUAAAGAUGAAGAGAAGGACAAGAUUUUCCAGAUAAUGAAUAAGAAUUGUCAAAAACUGCAUUUCUUUCAAAAUGCACAGGGUUUCGAAAAUUAUAUAACAGGGACACGCCGCGAUGACAUUUUACAAUUUUUUGGUAAUUGGGAGAGUAACCAAGAGGAGAUGUUGCAAGAUUUGAAAGAUUCUCCAACAAAGAGAACCGUAGAGAUACCAAAACACAAGUUGAAGAGACAAAAGAAGCUGGAUGGACAUGAGGCACAGGAGAAGCUACAAAAGGACAACGCUGUUGGAGUAGAAAUGGAUGCCAAGCUUGAAGUUCAGGCUGUAUCUGCAAAUCAAAUCAAUGGACAGACAGUACAAACUGUUUGA
Lodderomyces theae is the source of this 1404-nucleotide messenger RNA. RefSeq names its product Smm1p (gene SMM1). NCBI's taxonomy places the organism in Eukaryota, Fungi, Ascomycota, Pichiomycetes, Serinales, Debaryomycetaceae. Gene Ontology annotation, cellular component: cytoplasm. Bases 1 to 1404 code for a protein of 467 amino acids. Gene Ontology annotation, biological process: tRNA dihydrouridine synthesis. The transcript has a single exon. Gene Ontology annotation, molecular function: tRNA dihydrouridine synthase activity; flavin adenine dinucleotide binding. The record is from RefSeq and is a predicted model, not a curated record.